AUGUCGUCAACAUACGUUGCUCCACAGCGUAAAUACAUCGAUAUGAGCACUCUCAUGAACCGUAUCCGUCAGCGCAUUGUUGAGCGUGGUGCUGUCGGCAUCAAGGGCAUCGGCCGUCUCUUCAGAAUUGCUGAUGAUGAUAACAACAAGAUCAUCGAUCUCAAGAAUGAGCUUCCAAAGCUUAUGAACGAUAUCGGUGUCAUCCUUAACAAGACAGAACUCAAUGAGCUCAUCCGUCUCCUUGAUUCUAACGGCAACGGAACAAUCGACUACGAUGAAUUCCUUUACCAGAUGGCUCCACCAAUGAAUGAGGAGAGAAUCAAAUGGUGCAACAAGGCCUUCGACAAGCUCGAUAAGGAUGGUUCUGGCGUCGUCGCAAUUGAAGAUUUCAAGAUGGUUUACAACCCAGAAUCAUCUGAACUUGUUAAGAUGGGCAAGACAACAGCUGGCAAGAUCUUUGCUAACCUUCUCGCCUCCUACGAUACAGAUGCUGAUGGCAAAAUUACACGUACAGAAUUUAUCGAUUACUACCGCCAUAUUUCUCCAUCCAUCGAUAAUGAUGAAUACUUCGGCCUCAUGAUGACAAAUGCUUGGAAGCUCUAA
Molecule: messenger RNA, 603 nt
Organism: Trichomonas vaginalis G3
Lineage: Eukaryota; Parabasalia; Trichomonadida; Trichomonadidae
Product: protein serine/threonine kinase protein
Exons: 1
Coding region: 1-603 (200 amino acids)
Molecular function (GO): calcium ion binding
Source: RefSeq, a predicted model, not a curated record